Oreochromis aureus is the source of this 3446-nucleotide messenger RNA. RefSeq names its product leucine, glutamate and lysine rich 1 (gene lekr1). The record is from RefSeq and is a predicted model, not a curated record. The transcript is spliced from 13 exons. The coding region runs from base 204 to 2357 and encodes 717 amino acids. Lineage: Eukaryota; Metazoa; Chordata; Actinopteri; Cichliformes; Cichlidae.
GUGCGUGUCAAAUGAAACAAAGGUCUCUAAGGUGGCUGCUUUUAUUUUGGUAAACGAUCGAGUAUCCGGUGCUCGUGCUGGCUAACGUCGUGGUGAUCUUUGGACGUUCUACGUGUAGUUACGUCGUAGCCAUAGCAACAGCCAGCGCGUGUUAAACUUGUUAAUGCCUUGUUGUUAUUUUUACCUAUUUUUCAGGCCAGAUAAUGGGAGACCAGGAGGUGGAGGAGAAAGAAAUAAGCGCGGACCUUCACAGUCCUCUGAUCUACCCUUUGCCUGAAGAGAUUCAAAAGAUGGAGCGCACUGAGACGGUAUGCUGCUACUGCGGCGUAAGCUACCUCAUCUUCCACGAGUUUCAUCAGCUCCGCACCCAGCUGGCUCAGUUAGAAGCUGAGCUCCAGGACCUGAGAGAGACUGCCCAAAAAGAGAAGGCCCAGCGUGAAGCACUGGAGCUGGGCCGGGUGGAGUGGGAGAGGGCAGUUCGGCUGGAGAUGCAGAGACAAGCAGAAGUCAGAGAGAGAAACACACGAGAAGAGCUAGAAGAGAGGAACCAAAAUGCAGUCAGAGCUCUGAGAGAUGAGUUUGAAGCAAAAUCUGAGACUACAAGGAAAGAGGUGGAAGAGGAGUGUCGGAAAAUAUAUAAAGAAAAAGAGAGUCGAGUUAGAGGAGAGCUGGAGAGGAGGAGCGACAAGAGAGAGAAAGUUUUGCGUGACGCACUUCAAAAGGCCAAUAAAAAUUCAGACGAGCUGAAAAAAGAACUCCAACAGCUGGAAGAGAGACUGGCGAUAACAGCUGCCAUGAAAGAGGAGGCAGAGCAGAUACUUGGGAAAGAGAAGCAACAAGUUGAAAUUCACAGAGGUGUUUGUGUGCGGCAGCAUCAGGCCCUGCAAGCAACUCUGUCUUUGCUCCGCUCUUCUGGCAGCGGGCUCACAGAUGUACGGGGUUUCCUCAGCCAGCUGACAAGGGCCUGGCAGGCCUUCAGGUCCCAGAUAAUGCAGCACAACACACAGGUGUACUCAGCACUGAGUGAGGAGUUGAAGAAUUCCAGCGUGGCGCUUCAGAACACGAGAGAAGAGAAAGAGUGCCUAAGUCAGCAGCUGAUAGAGCAGAAGAGACGGAGUGAGGAGCAGCUGUCCCAGCUAGAAGACUCUGAGAGGGAGCACAGAGGAAAGCUCCUCAGGUUACAAGUGGAGCUGGAGGAGAAACAUGAGAGGUGGUUGUCAUGCCAACAGAGAUGUGAUGCCAUGCAGAAGCAGCUGUUGUCUUGCAGUCAGAGAGAGGAGCAGAUGAACCGGAAGUACUUUGCAGCUGCAGAGGAAGUGACACAACUAAGGAGAGCUCUGGAGAAUACAGAGCAGGAAACAAGAGAGCUGAAGAAAGAAAGGGAUGUUAUGCUAGAAUCUCAUGGCAGAGCCCUGAAUAUGAUGAAGGAAGGCUUCACUCAGCAGCUGGCCACAAAGCUGUCUGCUGCCCUAGAAGAGCAAAGAUCCCAGAGUUCAUUGCACCUGAGGGAGCAGAUGGAGAAGCUUCGCAGGGAGAUGGACCUAGAGCUGACAGUGGACAGGGAGAAGAGCCAGUUCCUGCUUCUACAGUGUCAGCGAGACAGGUCCCAGCUUCAGCAGAAGUUGGAAAAGAGUGAAAUGAAACUGCGGGAACUGCAAGAGGUACUGCAGCAAGAGAGGAGGAGCAGGGAGGACGAGAGGAGAACCCAAUGUGAGGAGAGGAGGAGAAAAGAGGAGGAGAUACACCGACAGGCGAUGGCGAAUCUGGUCCAGGCUAAAGCAGCGAUAAAGCUGAUGACUGAGAAGAAUGCUGAACUACAAGAAGAGGGUGCUGUCGCGAAAUCGAUCAAAUGCAGAGCAGAGAAACAAACCACGGAGGCCCCAGAAACGUGCAAUCAAACGGUAACAUUACUCGAGGACACAGUAAGGCGGGAGUGUCAGGAGAGGGAAGAGCUAACUGCUGCGCUGUCUCAGGCUCGCCAGGAGUUCCUCGGGCUGCGAUCCCAGGCAUCUCAUCGGGACACCUUAAAGCUUUCACUUCCAGACCACUUGGAGAGACACACCCCCCCAGGGAACAAAAAUGUACACGAACACAGUCAAGCCCGGGCACCACUCACUCGCUCUUUGGCCUCCCCAAGCAGACUCCGUCCUUCGCCUGCCUGCACAGACAAAGGCAGAGGCCAGGGCAUGGGUGGAGAAGAAGCGGGAGGGGGGAAUUUGGAGUCCUGGAGCAGUGGGAGAGUGCUAGGUGGAGAAAAACAGAAAGAGGUGACACUGCCCAGACUGAAAACAAGCUGCACAGUGAGUGAAGUCAAACGUAAGGUCAAUUUAGUGAUGGGGAGGAAGGAGACGCUCUAAAAAUAGAGUAGUAGUAGUAGUUUAAUUAUGUUUUUUACAUUUUUAUAGCAUCUUAUUGUUCUUUUAAACUAAUUAUCUAACUGCCUACUUUAAAAGUUGCGCACACACACACACUCAGAUAAGGCACUGCGCCUGAGUUCUUGUUUGCACACUAGUAAACUCUCACUACACACACUCAGCAACAGAUAUGCACUUGUUUUCUCACAACCUGACUCACGCAGACUCACUGGCACGCACAGGAUUUCACAAACAACGCACACAAACACACACUCAAACACACACACACAGCUUUAAGGAGCAUGACAGCAUGUCCCUUGCUACCCGUGGACACAAACAAAAGGCAGGCAAACACAAAAGAAACUGUAUGGUAAGCAUCCCCAGACACACACACACACACACACCGACACACACGCACACAACAACAAUUACCCAGCCUUCUCCCCUGAGGCUUUGUGUGUUAUUGACAUCAUUCACUCUGUGGAAGGUCUUUCCAUCCCUUCCUCCUCCUCUCUUUUCCUCUUCCCCUACAUUUGGGAUAAAUUGGCAUGAUGGGAGAGAUGUGUGAAGUGUGUGUGUGUGUGCGUGUGUGUGUCUGUGUGUUUGUGGCAUGGAACUAAUUUCCCUGCUUGCUGGCACACAUGCACACAAGCCUUUGCUCACCCCGUGUCCCUCUUUUCCAAUCCAUCUGCGAGACAAUGCACACGUGCACUUCAUUCACUUAAAAAAGGUGGGGGGAAAAAUUAUUAUAUCCUGCCAACAUUUCCUGUUUGCCAGAACACACACAUAUGGUUUAUCUGCUAAAAACCUUUGUUGGCGUGGAGAGGAUGUUCUCAAAUGCAGCACAAACAAAGACUAUGUGCCAGUAAAACCUGCACAUAUGUUCUUCAAAGGGUUAAUAAGACAUUUAGCACAACACAACACGUAACCGGGGAAAGUUUACCUCAAGUUGACUGUCAUCACUGUAGUAAUAAAUUUGCUACUGAUUAAUUGCAUUUUUCAAGUAGGUUGUCACUUACUUCAGAGGCUUCCACUUGCUGUAAGCUUUGGUGAUUCUAUUGACUUCCUUCUAAUAAAAACAACAAGAUACUG